Haemonchus placei is the source of this 777-nucleotide messenger RNA. The record is from the annotation of a GenBank genome assembly. Lineage: Eukaryota; Metazoa; Nematoda; Chromadorea; Rhabditida; Trichostrongylidae.
AAUAUUCGAAAUUCAAAGAACUGGCUAAUGAUUGCCCCUUGGACCUUGUCGCAGAAGGCAGUCAUCCUUACCGUGACCAGGACGACUCUUCAAUCCAUGUUUUUUAGGGGUGCUGAAGAUUUGCCAGUUCAUUCAUUUCUUCAAGGAAGCAAACCGCCAAACUGCACUGGAAUCAAGGAUGAGUACUGUAGACUACCGUAUUACACCGCCAUCCAUGAUCUGUUUCCUCCUGAGCAUUCUCUGUGGGUUCCUGUACCAUCACCAGCUACCGUACCGUAUCCAAUCAAAUUGUCACUCAUUGAUCGCGUUCGCGUGGGAGGGAAUAGGUUGAAUCUUACGUUCGAGCUUCGCGGUGGCUUUGACAAGAUGUCGCUUCACGUGACACCGCUUAAUGGCUACGAGCUGGUGUCGUGGUCCUUUACUAACAUUGAUCUCAAAGAAUUCGGCCGGCGCACUACAUAUUUUGUUUUCCUCACCUAUGGUUUCGAAAUGCCGGAAUACCGCCGUUUUUGGAUUCUCCUCGAAAAUGUAGGGGCUCCUUCUUGCGUACCAAGCACCAUGCCCUUGGUGCACGGUACGCAAGUAGGAGCUCCUUGUCCAAUUUUUUGGUGGACUUCGUUUUCCUAUUCCAUCAUUGAUCGUUUGCUCUCUAUCAACACCAGCGGAAUCGCUCCCUUACAGGGAAGAUCACUCGGGAAAGCGGGAAAGCUUGAAGAGAUUGGGGGGUAUCUUUCAGACAGAUGGCUUCCAAAGAGAAGCAUGGAAUUCAUACCAUAA